AUGGGCAAUUGUCUCCCUUGUUUUGGAAAGUCUAAAGUGGAGGAUCCCAAAGAUGGGGUUACUGCAUCGGAAACUCAGAGUCUGGAAGAUUUAUCUUUCAGUCUCCGGUCGUCAACAGAAAAAUAUGAUCGGGAAGAAGAACCAAAGCCAACAAGGCGAUUGGAAAAACUGAUCAUAUCUCCAACGUUAAUUGACGAAAUCAGUACAACACAGAGUGAAGUCGCAGAUACAGUCACACUAAGAGCAAAUGUUUUGAGAGGAACAGAAGUAUUAUCUCGACCCAAGUUCAUUGUGGAGGAUCUGUUCACUACAUCCACUUGUACUAUGUAUGAGAUUGAGUCUAUUAAGAAUGAAGUGGCAGAUUCGAACUACGUUGAAAUAGAACCUAGCCAAAGCGAUACCACGGAAAGGGAAAGGAGAUCUCUAGUAAUCAGUCGUUGGAUCAGAAGGCGACUGGCAACUUAUGCGAGAAAGUUCGUCUCAUCUCUUAGUGUUGAUGAUCCGGAAUCCUGGACUCAGUAG
Rodentolepis nana is the source of this 522-nucleotide messenger RNA. The record is from the annotation of a GenBank genome assembly. Lineage: Eukaryota; Metazoa; Platyhelminthes; Cestoda; Cyclophyllidea; Hymenolepididae.